Molecule: messenger RNA, 1570 nt
Organism: Notothenia coriiceps (black rockcod)
Lineage: Eukaryota; Metazoa; Chordata; Actinopteri; Perciformes; Nototheniidae
Gene: nipsnap1
Product: nipsnap homolog 1 (C. elegans)
Exons: 11
Coding region: 125-1015 (296 amino acids)
Cellular component (GO): mitochondrion
Source: RefSeq, a predicted model, not a curated record
GCUAACCCCUUUAGCAGCUGAAGGGUUAGCCGGGCGUCACAAGACAGAGGGCAGCGCCAGGAGGUAAACAUUAACCACACUGCUGCUUUUACCUGUCCAAAUAAGUUUUUCGUUGACAGAGAACAUGGCGACGACUGUGUGGUCCAAAGGACAGAUGUUGUUCGGGUAUUCCUCGAGGCUGCACCGAGCAACCAGAGUGGUUGAAAAAAGGUGUUUUCCUGAAGACACAAGCUACUAUUCAUCCCACUCACUCCUACAGAGGUUUUCGGAGAGCGGAGACAAAGGCUGGUUCCGUUCCGUAUUUGCGCACAAACUGGAUGCCAGGAAAGAUGCCCACUCCAACCUGUUGUCAAAGAAAGAGACCAGCAGCCUGUAUAAAAUUCAAUUUCACAACGUCAAACCAGAGUGCAUGGAAGCAUACAACAGUCUAGAGGCUGAGGUGCAAACCAGGCUCCAUCAGGACCAGGAUUACCCAUGUGAGGUGGUCGGAAGCUGGAAUACCUGGUAUGGAGAACAGGAUCAAGCAGUGCAUCUAUGGCGAUACAGAGGAGGAUACCCGGCCUUGACUGAAUGCCUGAAGAAGCUGAACAAUGACAAGGCGUAUUUCGAGUUUCGCAAAGAGAGGGCAAAAAUGUUGGUUUCAAGGCGAAAUCAGCUCCUCCUGGAGUUCAGUUUCUGGAAUGAACCCGUGCCCAGACCAGGACCAAACAUCUAUGAAAUGCGAACAUAUUUUCUCAAGCCAGGAACCAUGAUUGAAUGGGGAAACCACUGGGCGAGGGCAAUCAUGCACAGACAGGAAAACAACGAAGCAAUCGGCGGCUUCUUCUCACAGAUCGGGGACCUAUAUGUUGUUCAUCAUUUGUGGGCGUAUGAAAGCCUCCAGUCCCGAGAGGACACCAGGAGCUCUGCCUGGCUGAAGGACGGAUGGGAUGCAAAUGUGUAUUAUACAGUGCCAUUGAUCAGAAGCAUGGAGUCUAGGAUAAUGAUCCCCACCAAAAGUUCACCCUUACAAUAGGAAGAUGGUGGAACCUGGGAGCAUGAACUAAAUCUCAUUCACCUAUUGCCAGAGCAAAAUGUAGUAAUCAUCAUAAUAAUACAUUUUAUUUAUCAGGUGCUCAAUUUGUCAGAUUGUUUUCAUCUGCUGGAUGAUCUGUAUUAAGUUCAAGUAUGUAAACUGAUUCAAUAAUUGCACAGCAGCCAGCCAGUUAUGCAAAGUAAUGGUGAAGAGUAGACUUUGAGGAUCCUGAAAUGCCCCCAGUUCAAGAAGUUUAGGUAAAAUAUGUAAAGCACGACAAUACUGGCCCCAUUAUAAUACCACAUGGUAUUUCUUCCACUACCUGCUUGUAUGUUACGCUAUAGAUUGUGAAUUACAUUUCAAGUGAGGUGUGUAUCCUGCUUUUUGUUUUUAGGAUGAAUAAUGGUAAUGGACCGUGUAUUUGUAUUUCACAAUAGUCUCCACUCAGGCUUUUAUGAUUGCACUUUUAUGACUGGAAAUGAAUCAUAGUGAAUGAGAUCACAAUGAGCUUCACAGCUGUUUGAUUGAAAAUAAAACUUGUCGAACCUCACACAA